Molecule: messenger RNA, 765 nt
Organism: Elaeis guineensis (African oil palm)
Lineage: Eukaryota; Viridiplantae; Streptophyta; Magnoliopsida; Arecales; Arecaceae
Product: mitochondrial import inner membrane translocase subunit Tim9
Source: RefSeq, a predicted model, not a curated record
AGUACAUGCAUGACCAUGGGCCUACUGAAAUGUCCAAGCCCAAGCGGUGACUAGAUAGGCCUCAAGUUUCAGCCCGGACGUAACGCCGCCGAUGGAAGCAAACGUAUUGGCUAGGGUUUUCGUCUUUAAGAGCUUCCAUUCCCGGUCGCCCUCAAAACCCUAGAAACCUAUCCAGAAAGGAAGAGGGAGAGCGAACGAGGAGGAGGACGAGAUGGACAAGAGCAUGUUGGGAGAUCUGGACUCGCUCCCUGAGGACGACAAGAUGAGGAUGUCCGCGAUGAUCGACCAGCUCCAGAUCCGCGACAGUUUAAGAAUGUAUAAUUCACUGGUAGAGAGAUGCUUCUCUGAUUGUGUAGAGACCUUUCGGCGCAAGUCUCUUGAUAAGCAGGAAGAGGCGUGCGUCCGCCGAUGUGCAGAGAAGUUUUUGAAGCACUCUAUGAGGGUUGGAAUGAGAUUUGCAGAGCUCAACCAGGGUGCUGCCACCCAGGAUUAGACCCCAUUCAUUUAAAAAGAACCAAGUCACUGUGAUUCUGUGAUUCUUUUGAGAAAUCACUUCAGUUCCAAUGCUGCGCUUAUGAUACCCAUAUUCUUUUGUAACAGAUUUAUUUUUCAAUUGUUCUACCCUUGCCGGAGGGGGGAUGAAGGAAUUUUGAUUUAGCUCAGAGGAGAUUUGAGUGGUAAAACUAUUGCAACAAGUUUUGGACUUUGCAGGUUCUAUUUCCCCAAGUUCAUUAUGGUGAAUUCUUAAUGGUGGUAUUCCUGAUC